Messenger RNA from Pisolithus orientalis, 969 nucleotides. RefSeq lists its product as uncharacterized. The record is from RefSeq and is a predicted model, not a curated record. Bases 1 to 969 code for a protein of 322 amino acids. NCBI's taxonomy places the organism in Eukaryota, Fungi, Basidiomycota, Agaricomycetes, Boletales, Pisolithaceae. The transcript is spliced from 5 exons.
AUGCAGACCCAACCGAAUCACAACCCAAACCUGACGAGAUACGUGGUACGAAGCUCAGAUGUGAUAUCCGACUUGCGCGUUAAUAUAUUCGAGGAAAGCUCAGACAAAGUCAUCUGGUAUAAAGAAAGAUUCCUUUCGGACGAGGAGAUCGUCGAGCAUUUCGUCCAUAACCAAACUUCGACCGUACUCUGGACCAUUCAUAGGCCAAAACGGGGGUGGUAUAUUCGAGUUCGGUCACCGGCCUUUCCGCCGGGAGUGUUCAUGUCUCUCCUUCCCGUGCCUCGCUCGUCGCCUGAUUACACGGAUGCUGCCUUGUAUUUCUCCUGUCGCACAAACAGCCUCCCUUCAUCCCCUCCAUCCACCUCUAUUUCACCUACGAAGUCCGGAGCCUCCCGUGAUAGCGUUGACUCGGACGCUACAGUGGUGCAUUCGUACCCUCCUACACCUCCCGUUGCGCCUGUUGUAGUCACGCCGCCUUCCCCACCCACACUUGAUGCGAAACUCAACGAGAUAGGUCCCGCGCUUCCAAAGAACGUGGGACCGCAAGCCAGACCGAUCCCCUCACGAAUCGCUCAGUUUCUCCUUGCACCUCACUCCACUCCUCAUAUACCUGCCCCACAACAGACGGAUCACACUUCGUUUAUCACACGCGCUGUAUCUUUGUUCAAGAACCAUAAGCCGUCCCAUUCGUUGUCGUUCACACUCACUCCCACGGAUAACAUUCGGAAGAUACAGUCUACUGGGUCUUCCCAGUCUCACCAUCUGAUUCCGCAAACCCCGACACCUUUAUUGGUAUUUCACGACACGACGCCCGUAUUGACCUUCCGAUCCAUGAGUGGACUGCUAGAAAUAAACCGGGCUGAAGAACGCGUGUUAGGCGUCGAGACGAGCUUUUGGAUUGCCGUUUCUCUAAGUUACCUUGAAUUUUUGGAGGACAGAGAGAGUUACCUGGCUGCAAUGGCUGAUUAA